Molecule: messenger RNA, 237 nt
Organism: Nezara viridula (southern green stink bug)
Lineage: Eukaryota; Metazoa; Arthropoda; Insecta; Hemiptera; Pentatomidae
Source: the annotation of a GenBank genome assembly
AUGCCGCACCCGCGCAUGCCUGCCCUUAUCACUCAGGCCCUAAUCACCGGUGGGGCCUUCCACUAUCUCCUAUCAGCCAGCGAAGAUAGAGGAGACACGAUGACAAGGAUAUAUUCCAAUGACAGCUCGAUUAGAUAUAAAUUAGGCCAAACAGCUGACAGCAACAGGCAUCUACACCACUAUCACACUGUCACACCUGACAGCUGUUCUAGUCUGUAUCGGAUCCCGCCGGCUUAA